Xenopus tropicalis (tropical clawed frog) is the source of this 4207-nucleotide messenger RNA. RefSeq names its product poly (ADP-ribose) polymerase family, member 14 like gene 1 (gene parp14l). Lineage: Eukaryota; Metazoa; Chordata; Amphibia; Anura; Pipidae. Gene Ontology annotation, cellular component: nucleus. The record is from RefSeq and is a predicted model, not a curated record. Gene Ontology annotation, molecular function: glycosyltransferase activity; NAD+ poly-ADP-ribosyltransferase activity; transferase activity. The transcript is spliced from 16 exons. Gene Ontology annotation, biological process: negative regulation of DNA-templated transcription. Bases 116 to 4006 code for a protein of 1296 amino acids.
UGGCAUCAUCCAAUUUUAACUGUCCAGCAUUAAAGCUGUAGUUCAACAACUCCAUUCCCUUCCUCCCUGCCACAUUGAGAGGGCUCCACUGACUUUCACUAGGAACACAGUUGUAAUGGAGGGCAGGCUUCAUUCCGAUUAUGAUCUGCAUUCUCUGGUUGUGGAAAGCAGCAAGGACUUAAAUGAAAUCCAGCAGAGGGAUCUGCAAAAGUUGUUUGCUGUAAACUACCAAGGGGAAGAAUAUAUCUUCUCUCCUGUCGCUUCCAAGCUGUUUCGAGUGAGCUACAGGGAGGAAAAAGCUUCAAAUGAAUUCCUGGAUAAUUUACCACUUGAACUUAGGUCCUGUGGAGAAGUAAUUGAGCUCACAAUCCGGGUAGAAGGACAUCAAGAAGAGGACAACAUGGCAGUUCCCUUUACAGAGCGCAGUUCUGGUAUGGGUCAAAAUACUGGUAAUAUUGCAUCACAGAUAUCAACAAGAUCUAAUAGUAUAUCAGAAACAGUUGAGAUGCUUUCCCCUGUGAUCUCCACUUCCAUCCCCUUAGAAAAUGACUCACAAUAUCUUGUGGUCAGGGAUAGAAUUCAAAAUGUGGUGAGCUAUAAGUUUCCAGGUCUGCGUAUCCAAGUUACUCCAUGGGAGCUGACCGUAUCUGGGUGUCCAAGAGAUUUGUUACAGGCACGAGGAGAGAUCAAGAAUGCCAUAGAUGCAGUCAAGUCUAGGGCUAUUGACUUGCCGUGGCAAAUGACAAGUUUUCUCAACUCGUGGGAUAAGAAAGCUCUUUCAGAAAAAAUAUUUGGCAGGACACCAGAAGGCUGUGUUAUCUUACAUUCAUCCCGAGCUCUGCGCUUAUAUGCACCUUGUACCACUCUUCUCGAACAAGCAGAGAAUUUACUAAAGGGAGCUUUUCUAGAAAGAAGUAUUUAUAUAAAAAAUGAGGACAUAAAUUUCACUUUUUCAGAGCCAUGGAAGCGUUUGGUGGAGAAAAUGAAAAGCAACAAAAAUAUACUUCUCUGUUCUCAUGAAUAUGAAAAUGGUAGUUUGAGUCUGUCUCUGCAAGGCUUUAAAAGAGAUGUGGAAACAGAAAGUGAAAUACUUAAAUAUUACCUUCUCUCACACAUAACAACUCAAGAAGACAUAGACUUAGAGAGCAAAAUAUUAGUUGAACACCUGGAUGACCUAAUGUGUAGCUUUAAUCUGGGGGAAAUAGAGACAGGUGUUAGGUUCUUACCUACUUCAGGCACCACUGUAACACUGAUUGGACCAGAAAAUGCUGUGAAGAAGUCAAUGGAACUGCUCAGAAAUGUAAAGCAAAUCCUUUGCCUUGAUUUUAUUUCAUUUACUGAACAUGGAGCAACAUGGUUUUUUAAGAACAAAGGCAAGGGUAUACUGGACAAAAUCUCUAAGGAUAACAAUUGCAAGGUCUUUAUUGGUGAAUCUAUGGAAGCAUGCAGCAAGAAAGAAACCAGAGGCAAAAAUGAUGGCUUAGGAGCAAUGUCCAAAAAUAAGAAAAACAGUGCAAAAUGGCAGCAAGGUACAGCAGGUUGCACAAUCCCUGGUAAGAAUACUGAUAACAAGAAACCUGUCAUACAACUUAGACUAAGCUUUGGAAAUCUUGAAGACCAAAAGGCAAAUGUGAUCAGUGCCCCUAUUCUUGCUGCCAACCCUAGCCUUAAUGCUCUGAAUGCUACCAAAAGCCUACAAAGAAAGGCCGGGGCCAAAUUCUCCACCCUUUUUACUACACUCCUUAAUGACCGUUCCACCUUGGUACCAGGAAGUCUUGUAGAAAUGCCACUGGCUAAGACUACACAUGCAUUAAAUUGUGACUUCAUGAUCUUCAUUGUAUGUACUCCUUAUGAUAGACCUGAUGGCUCUUCAGUAAAGGAUCUGAGAAAGGGAAUUUCAGAUUUUCUACAGAAAUGCAGUGAUAAAAAUGUAUGUUCGGUGGUAAUGCCAACUAUUGGUGCUGGCUUAGCUUUACGUUUCCCUAAUGACACUGCAGCCAGAAUAUUUGGGGAAGAAUUAAAAUCAUUUGUGGAAAGAGAACCCAAUACCAGUUUACGGGAAAUCCAUCUGGUGUUCCAGAACAACAUGCAGUGUUUAUUUGCUGCCUAUAAGGAAACACUAUUGCAAAUGGAUUUAGGAAAUCACAUUUUGCUAUGCAAUGAAGAUGGAGAUCCUUUCAAAAAGUUAACACUUGGACAACACAUUGAUCUGAGAGCAGCAAAACUGUCAGUGUCUGUGGUCUAUGGGGAUAUUGUGGAGGAAAAAAAUGACGUUAUUGUGAACUCAACCAACUUUACACAGUGGAGACCACAAACUGUGGCUCAUUCUGUAUUUACUGCUGCUGGACCUGAAGUCAUUACAGAUGCUCAACGCUGUCACAAUUCUAACCAAAAAGUUGUGAUGACAGGAUCAGGAAAUCUGAAAAGUAAAUAUAUUAUUCACUGUGACUGUCAAAGGAACAUUUCAAACAUCGAGCACAUUGUUAAGGAAGUAUUACUGAAAUGUGAGGAAUCUGGCCUGCAGUCUGUAUCAAUGCCAGCCAUUGGCACAGGACAGUGCAAGUUCGAUGUAGAGACUGUAGCAAAAUCUAUGGCAUGUAGCAUAUCUUCAGUUGUCCAGAAUUCUAAUCUGUCUAGCCUCUCUUGCGUGCGCCUGAUCGCCCUGAACCCCUAUGUCUACAGUAUCUUUUCUGCUGAAUUUAAGAAACAUUUCAAGCCAGCACAGGAAUCCUCACGGAAGUCACUGGAUCUGCUUACUGCACGUCUAAAACGCAGACAGGUCCAAAACGCCAAACAAAUAAAGUAUAAUGGCAUCCAGGAGAUCCCACUGCCUCGUCAUCCUAUAGCUUUGCUGAGUAUUGUAGGGACAGACAAAAAGGCUGUGGAAACCGUCAAAUGUAUUUUGGAUGCUGAAUUUUCUAACCACUACUGGGAGGAGGAAAUAGAAGAUGCAUUGCUUAAAAGCAUGUCAGAGGAUGAAAUCCAAUGCCUCUUCUCUUUGUUGAUAGACAAACCACAAGUCCGAAUGAUACUGAAUCAAGACAAAGGAUGUAUUCAAAUUAACGGUUGUCAUGCAGAUAUUCCAGAGUUGUCCGUUCAAGUUAAAGAUAAACUCAGAGAUAUGUUACAUGCCAGACUAGAAGAUGCAAAGAAAGAUCAAGCAGGGCUUUUGAUUCAGUGGGGUUAUUGUAAUGGAGCCUCUGUGGCACCUUUUGAAGAUGAAACCUGUCAACAACUGGAAGAAAAGUUUUUAUCCGACUCCAAAGGCACAUUGACUGUUGACUUUGACAACAGGACACAAAUCAUUGUGAACCUUAAGACAAUGAAGGCUGCGAUACCAAAUAUUGGCCAGGAAGUUACUGUUGUGAGGAAGGACUUAGCGUCAGAAACUGAUCUCCCUGGCCACUGGGACAAAAUGAAUGGACAUUUCCUAAUGAUGGUACCACUAGAUUCUGACUCAGAAGAGUACUGUAAAGUUCAUGCUGAUUUUUCUAGAACAGUCGCCAAUUGUUGUAUUGUGAAGAUUGAGAGAGUCCAGAACAUUUACCAGUACGUUGCAUAUGCACUCAGCAAGGAGAUCAUGAAAGAGAAGAAUGGCACUGCUAAAGUGAAUGAGCGUACUUUAUAUCAUGGCACAGCAUCCGAAAACUGCCAGUCUAUUAACUACAGUGGCUUUGAACGCAAUUUUGCUGGACAAAAUGCUACCACUUAUGGUGAUGGAGUCUAUUUUGGAGUGAGUGCCAGCUGCUCUGCCGGGAUAAAAUACUCUCCUCAGGACCCAGAGACCCAACUGCAAUACAUAUACCAAGUGAAAGUGUUAGCCGGACACCACACAGUAGGGAAGAGGGGCAUGAGGGCUCCUCCAUGCAAGUCAACAAGUGAUCCAUAUGAUCUCUAUGACAGUUUAGUUGAUGACAAUGACAAUCCAACCAUGUUUGUGGUGUUUCAUGAUGAUCAGGUAUAUCCUGAGUAUCUUAUUUCCUUCAUAAAAAAUGUAUUGUCGUAAGUUUUGGACUUUUAUAUAAUGGAAGCUUCAGAUAAUGCAAUAGAGGGAAAAUGCUUGAUGUUUCAAUUUUUCUAAAUUCUGCAAUGCCACAACUAUGUAGUAUAAGCUACAUGAUAUGAGUGAAGUUGAUGUACCGUGUUAGCCAGUCAAAAUGCUACAGGGCAACAAUUUUGAAAUAAAAAAUAACAAAAGUGGUAUAAA